Messenger RNA from Candidula unifasciata, 937 nucleotides. The record is from the annotation of a GenBank genome assembly. NCBI's taxonomy places the organism in Eukaryota, Metazoa, Mollusca, Gastropoda, Stylommatophora, Geomitridae.
AUUUCGCACUGGCCCCGGUGUUGUACCAAGCAAGGUCCCCCGAGACACCGAGAACCUUCUGCUGAUCCUCAAUGGUAGAGAACCCUCCAAGGUGGAGGUGAGCAAGAUGUGGCUAGAGUUCCUGCCGUCGCUGCCACUUCUGCGUAACGCUGCUGUUGUGUUGCUGGGCAAUGAGAGAUGUGACAAUUCUUGGAUCCACCCCUACAUGAGCAUCCAUGGUGGUCUGGUUAAAGCCAUCUUUCUGGUGUAUGACAGCCCAGAGGUGGACAAUGUCAACUUCUUCCAAUGGCCACUGGGUGUUGCCACGUACAGAGAUUUCCCUGUGAUAGAUCCAUCAGGUCUGCCAUUAAACCACAAAAGACCAUAUACAUUCAACUUCCUCGGUACUGUCUACAAGAACUCCUCUCGGGAGACCCUCAUGUCUGCAAUCAAUUCCAGCAUGUACAGACACCAGGGAUUUGUAAAACCAAGAUUAGAAUGGUUACCCGAGGAAACUGCAGAGACCCGUGAUGAAUACUUGCGUGUCUUGUCCCACAGCGAUUUGACCUUGAAUCCUGUUGGGAUCAACACAGAAUGCUACAGAAUUUAUGAGUCUUUAGCUCUGGGGUCUGUUCCGGUGAUAGAAGACAUCAUGACUCCAGGAUUGUGUGGGGACUCCCCAUCAUUUCAAAGCCAUCGAAGUAUUAAUAACAGCAAUGAGAUUCUUCUAAAGACAGCUCACAAUAAAGAAUACAAUCUAGGCAGGGGAAACUACUCUGCUCCUUUGAGACUGCUGAAGGAGUUACAUGCUCCUGUGAUAUUUAUCAAAGACUGGAAAGCUGAUCUAGAUGCAGUGCUGCAAAAUGAAGCACAUAUGAGUGAUGCAGACAUUAUCAAACGCAGGGAGUAUGUUAUUCAAUGGUAUGAGAAAUUCAAGGUACAGAUAGAGAACAUUUAG